UCAUAGACAAUUACUAUUUAUGUCCGCCAUUCAUUCUUUUGAGUUGCUUUUUCGUUUUACGAUUUAAUCCAAAAUCGCAAGGAAUUUGUUAUCAAAGCAGCAUCUGCGCGUAAUAAUACGCUUCUGCAAGCAGCUGACUUGAAAAUAUCCGGGUUGUGAAGACUCGGCGCGAGCAGUGCAACAGCUCGACUAUCUGACGUGCUCCUGCCGUGAGAUCGUAUCGUACUUCCAGUGAUGCUUCCCUUUUACGUUAUCGGUCGCGACGUUCGAUUUGCGAGUGCCUGAUGGUGUGGAAACUAUGUGCGAAUAACAACAAGUAAUCAGAGAGAGGACUCAGAAUGGGGGCAUUUUUGAACAAGCCCGAGACUAAGAAAUAUAACGAGAACGGGGAAGGAAACGGUCUUCGCUAUGGCGUGGCGUCGAUGCAAGGUUGGCGCGUGGAGAUGGAAGAUGCCCACCACGCGCAGUGUACUCUAAACGGGACUUUGUCAGACUGGAGCUACUUCGCGGUGUUCGACGGUCACGCGGGCGCGCGAGUGUCAGCACACUGCGCCGACAACCUGCUGGAAUGUAUCUUACAGACGGACGAGUUUCGGCGCGAGGAGAUCGCAGAGGCGAUCCGGGCCGGUUUCCUGGAUCUAGAUAAAAAGAUGCGCGAGCUUCCCGAGCUGUCGAACGGCGAGGAGAAGUCGGGCUCCACCGCCGUGUGCGCGUUCGUGUCACCUAAACAAAUAUACAUAGCGAAUUGCGGCGAUUCACGCGCUGUGCUCGCGCGUAACGGUCAACCUAUAUUUGCUACGCGAGAUCACAAGCCAGAGCUUCCAUCUGAGAAGUCUCGCAUAGUUCAAGCAGGUGGUUCAGUAAUGAUCCAGCGCGUAAAUGGGAGCUUAGCUGUGUCACGAGCGUUGGGUGAUUAUGAAUACAAGAAGGUGCUGGACCGGGGUCCGUGUGAGCAGCUAGUGUCGCCGGAGCCAGAGGUGUCAACUCAUGAGCGCUCGGAGGCCGAGGAUGAGUUCCUGGUGCUGGCAUGUGAUGGAGUGUGGGAUGUGAUGAGUAAUGAGGCACUGUGUGCCUACGUCCACUCACUGCUGCAGUUGACGGAUGACCUGGUGGCUGUGACCAAUCAGGUCAUUGAUACCUGUCUUUAUAAGGGCAGCAAAGACAACAUGAGCAUCGUGCUGGUGACGUUCCCCGCGGCGCCCAAGCCCAGCGCGGAGGCCCAGCGCGCCGACCGCGAGCUCGACGAGACGCUCCGGCAGCGGCUGACAGCUUUGAUCGAGAAAAGCUUCGGGAGCGAGGAGCGCGAGGACACGGCGUGUCACUUCUCGUGGGUCCUGAAACAGCUCGCCCGGGAGAACAUCCCCGGUCUUCCGCCCGGCGGGGGCCUGGCUGCCAAGCAAUCGCUCCUGGACAAGAUAUACCGGGAGUUCUAUCCGGAGCACGCGGACAGCUCCGAGACGUUCGACUGCCAGCCCGAGCUCACGGACGCUUUCGGCGCCAACUAAGCGCGCAUCUCGCAUCGACCACCCGAUUGACUGUGGUUUAUUUUUGUUUCCAGAGACUAAAUUGACGUUUCAAAAUGUCAAAUGUACAGGGAGCUGCAAAAUUUCAUGGACACAUUGUGAAUGCAAUUUUGCGGCUGGGUGUACCAGUAUAUACUCUGACCCAUCAUUUUCUAUACUAAAAUAAGGUAGCAAUUUGGAAAAAUAAAGAUGAGGAAAGUAGAUAGAAGUUUUGAGCUGCAUGCCUUUUUUUUAGUGACAUCAAUGGUUGGAAAGACUAUUAGAAAUGAUUGCGAAGAGUUCAUAUUUUUAAUGUAUUUUUUGAGAUGAAUAAUAUAUUCUUCAUACUACUUAAAAAUACGUCACCAUCUUACUGUGACGAACUUCAAAUAAGAUGAUCCAAUUUUAAAUUAAAAAAAUAUGACAACGCAUGAAAUGUGAGCUCAGUAUCUGGGAAUACAAAACAAACUUUAAUUAGGCAACCAAAGCCAAAAGGAUUAUGUCGCUCGUAUCCCGAUUAGACUUAAUAAAAGGAAUGUUGAGUUGUCUCCAGGUGUAUGCAUAGUAUUUGGAUGCAAAUGGAGUGUGGAGUUCAAAAUUACGACGAAUUCGUUUGUAAGUCGAUAUCGAUAUUAUAAUAUCGAUAAUUGAAAGAUAUGUACUUUUGUCACCGUAAUUUCUAACUUCAGCUUUUAUUUGCACGUACCGAAGUCAAUGUGUUUGUGUAUGUUUAAAAUAUUUCUGAUCAGUUUUUCGUGAACAUGUCAAUCAAGGUAGUCGAUGCGAUUAUAAAUGAUUUCAUGCGACCAACUAAGAGUACUGUGCAUCAAAAAUCAUCUAAAUUUUUCAUACUUUUGACACUCAAUUUCAGACUUUUUGUUUCACAGGCCUCUUGGGUGGCUCGGUUAGACAGAAUUGCACACUAUCUCACUUCAGUACUACCAUCACAGCCCAUCAAAUCUAUCUAAAGGUUAAUACCGGGAAGUUAUAUUAGCGUACCUAAUAUCGAGAUUAAGUCACUAAUGGCUACAUUUCUCUCUUGAGAAAGAUUGGAAGAUGUUGCCAUCGUUAUUGACGGUUAUUUUGGCCCAAAAUUAGGGAUUCGAAGAUAGUGUAUGAUUUUAGUCUACAAAUGUACAUGAAAAUCCACGCUAUCCGAAUUUCUGUUGAGAUUGGCCUUGAUUUCGCGAGCUUUGUACAAAACCUGCAACGUGUGACCAUAGAGUCUAAUAGAGUUAAGAUUAUCUGUGGUAGUCUAGCGCGGCAGUCUCAACAUGGUUUGGUACACAUGCUAGUAAAAACAUUAUCCAGAGCCAAUGGGUCUACGAAACUGCAUAUCUGUGGUCACCAAGCAUCUAAAAGACAAGGAGUAUAUUAACACAAUGUUUUGCGAAACUAAAAUUACUAACAUUUACACAUUUUUGACGUUACGUAGACCUUACGUGUCUCUGGUCCUCCGUAUGUGUAACGCUAAGUAAUACUCUAGCCCUCGUCUGUUAUGGAGCCGGCACCUUUGAGUCAUAGACUAAAUUGUUUUUUGUUUAUUUCUAAAUGUUUAGUAUAUAAAUAGGUCUGUCGUUCGCCGUUCCAUAGCAGAUUCAUCGUUUUACCUGAAUGUGAAUAUUGAUGUGUGGCACAAAUUUUCGUUUCACCUUACCGCGUAGGGAGCCAGCGAAACUGUUCUUAUUUUUAUUUAAUCGCGUAACGUCUUCAUUUCGUAGUUUAGUUCUCGUUUUCGUGUUACUUAUUUUCGGCCAUUCAUAAAUGUCAUAAUACUAGAUGUGUAUGGAUUCGAGUAAUAUAUGCGUAUACAGCCGUUUGCACAUAUUUCUCUGUAAACCCCGUUGUUUUGUGUUUUCUUCGAUAUUGUUUAGGGGAUGAUUUGAACGAACUGAAUCAUUUCUUAUACCAAUAUCUAGUAACAAUAACUGUUUCAAAUUGUUUUCAUUCGAAAGCCUAAAAUCUUUUAAAUAUGAAUAUAAUGUGUUUAAAUAAAAUUAUCUAUGGAAACAUAAUAAAACUAGCUUUUUGUAUAUAAUUUCUGUAUUUCAACUACAUAGUCAUUGUCCAAAAUAUUAAAGUCAUUUUAGGUGUUAUCUUAUGGGAUUUGGAUUUAGGGUAAUAGUGUUUGGGUUAUCUUCAACGGAGCUGUACUUCAGUUUCUAUCGUGUUAUGAAAUAAAAUUGUAGAUUUAAUUUUUGCUUUUAAAUUUUUCUUUUUUUUAUGCGUCACUAGAAUGUUUUUUUCCUUUUUAUUUGAUAACUUUGGAUUGCUUUGCGACUGCUUCGUACUUAGAAAAUUACUAAUAAAAUGUAUUUGGUUACUCUUGAUGUUCAGGUAUUCACCAUGACCGUACAAAAUGUGAACUGUCAAAAAAUUUAGAACGAGAGCCGAUGUUAAUAUAUCAUUAUAAUAAAACUGUUACCAAAUUAAAAAAAAAAAAAUAGCGGUCUUUUUAUGACAAAGAGUUUAUUUCUUUUCCUCUUGUAAAUAAAAGAGAUAAUCGAGAAAAUACUUUUGUACCUGUUCGAGAGGUUCAUUAGAGUGUAACUAAAUAGUUUUUACGGAACAAAUUUAUAUGGGGCGGUGUCUACCGAAGCUUAGAUGCUGUACUAUCACGCUAAAGUAAGAGUUGUAAGCACUCGCUCACAGGCGACGAGGACUAUAUCCCAACUUCUGAAGACAUCCGCUGCUGUAUGAGAACAAUGUUCUUGCGACGAGAUUGUCUUUUCGCUUGCUACGAAAUAUAUUUCUUAAGGAGUGAUUCUGAUCGCCUGUAAGGAGUACUAUAUCAAAUGUCUAGUUGAAAAACUUCAUUAUACUUGGUCAUUCAAACCAAAUUAGACCUUAAGUCCUUUGGACACGAUACUAAGACAUGACGCAUACUGAUGGCAUAACUGACGUUCGAUCCAUUUUGGUUUGACGGGCUAUAAUAGUUACUUAGUAAGAUAGCGCGUAACAGCAAGCAUCUUGUGUCCUAGUGUAUUAACUACAAGAUAAUUAUUGGUGGUAGCAAAAAGCUAUGAUCAGUUUUAUUGGCUCAUCAUUUUGUUAAUGUAAUAACUGUUAGGUCCACAGACCUAGAGGGGCUGAGCGACGAAAGUGUUCCCUACUUUAUACAAUUCUAGAUUUGUGUACAUUCAAAUUAGAUCGUUAUAAUUAUACAGCAGUAAGUAUAAAUUCAAAUAUCCAACAUAGUCCCUAUUUAUUCAAAGGGGGUACUUGCGUCUCAUAGCCGCUUUAUAAUGUGGUAGGUAAUAGCCAAGGUCUAUGAGAUCAGGAAUAAAAUUUUUGCUUCCAUCAAAAAUAUACUUGUUUUAACUUACCUGUCCCGAUCCAAUGUUCUUAGGAAAUAUAUUUAUUUUAAUUUUUUAUUUACAUUUUCUCUUUCGAAAAGGGUGGUAAACCGAGAAUAACUUAGUGCUAUUUAGAGUAACGUAACUUUUGUUUUUUUUUUUUUCUUGUGAAUAAGGCCAAAUAUUGGUUGCAUCGGAAUUAAUGUUAUGUCCACGAUAACCAGGAUUCCGUACCUUAAUGUAAAAAAAUCUAUAUUUUUCACCCAAAAACUAGAUGCAUCUGUAAAUACGGCAAAGUACAAUUAUAGUCUUGUCUUGAGAAAGUUAUUUCGGUUACUAAUGUACCAGAGUAAUAUUCUAUUCUUUUUUUAGGUACGGAACCCUACACAUGAACGAAGUUCAUGUUUGAUAUUUUUUAUUUUAAUUAUAAUUUGGCUAUCUGUCGAAAGUCUUACGGAUUGUCUCGUUAGAACCUAGUAGACGCUUGAUCAAUAAUAAAAUAUGUACCUACAUUUACAA
This is a messenger RNA of Cydia pomonella (codling moth), 5317 nucleotides long. It is a transcript of the gene alph, whose product is annotated as protein phosphatase 1B. The transcript has 4 exons. Lineage: Eukaryota; Metazoa; Arthropoda; Insecta; Lepidoptera; Tortricidae. Gene Ontology annotation, molecular function: protein serine/threonine phosphatase activity; manganese ion binding; magnesium ion binding. Bases 339 to 1505 code for a protein of 388 amino acids. Gene Ontology annotation, biological process: protein dephosphorylation; negative regulation of stress-activated MAPK cascade. Gene Ontology annotation, cellular component: cytosol; nucleus. The record is from RefSeq and is a predicted model, not a curated record.